Molecule: messenger RNA, 1796 nt
Organism: Miniopterus natalensis
Lineage: Eukaryota; Metazoa; Chordata; Mammalia; Chiroptera; Miniopteridae
Gene: TBP
Product: TATA-box binding protein
Biological process (GO): DNA-templated transcription initiation
Molecular function (GO): DNA binding
Source: RefSeq, a predicted model, not a curated record
GAAGUGACCUUAUAAGCGCGCGCCGGCGCUCUGGAGGGUCGGGCAGGGUCGCCGUGGCGGGCGCCUGGGCCGCUUGCCGUUUGACUAGGUUUUCGCGGGUGGGUGCCGUUGUCCCCGGCGACUCCAGAGCAGCAUCACUUUCUUGGUGAAGAUAACCCAGAGAGCUUAGGAAGCCACUAAGAAGUUGCGCUGGGGAUGCUCCCGGGAAAGACUGGAUGCUGAGGCAGCUCCAGUGCAAAGGCUGUUGACAGGCCCAGAAGAAAGUGAUUGCCAUGGAUCAGAACAACAGCCUGCCGCCCUAUGCUCAGGGCCUGGCCUCCCCUCAGGGCGCCAUGACUCCUGGAAUCCCCAUCUUUAGUCCAAUGAUGCCGUAUGGCACAGGGCUAACUCCACAGCCCAUUCAGAACACCAGCAGUCUGUCCAUCCUGGAGGAGCAGCAGCGGCAGCAGCAGCAGCAGCAGCAACAGCAGCAACAGGCAGCAGUGACGACAGUGACAGCCACAGUUCAGCAGUCAACAUCCCAACAGGCGACUCAGGGGGCCUCAGGACAGACACCACAGCUCUUCCACUCACAGACUCUUACGACUGCACCCUUGCCAGGCACCACGCCCCUGUACCCCUCGCCCAUGACCCCCAUGACCCCCAUCACGCCCGCCACACCGGCGUCUGAGAGUUCGGGGAUCGUGCCACAGCUGCAAAAUAUUGUGUCCACAGUGAACCUUGGUUGUAAACUUGACCUAAAGACCAUUGCACUUCGUGCCCGAAAUGCUGAAUAUAACCCCAAGCGGUUUGCUGCUGUGAUCAUGAGAAUACGGGAGCCCCGGACCACAGCCCUGAUCUUCAGUUCUGGGAAGAUGGUGUGCACGGGAGCCAAAAGUGAAGAGCAGUCCCGACUAGCAGCAAGAAAGUAUGCCAGAGUCGUGCAGAAGUUGGGUUUCCCAGCCAAGUUUUUGGACUUCAAGAUUCAGAACAUGGUAGGGAGCUGCGAUGUGAAGUUCCCCAUAAGGUUAGAAGGCCUCGUGCUAACCCACCAACAGUUCAGUAGCUACGAGCCAGAGUUAUUUCCUGGUCUGAUCUACAGGAUGAUCAAACCCAGGAUCGUCCUCCUGAUCUUCGUUUCUGGGAAAGUUGUGUUAACAGGUGCUAAAGUCAGAGCAGAAAUUUAUGAAGCCUUUGAAAACAUCUACCCUAUCCUCAAGGGCUUCAGGAAGACGACGUAAUGGCUGCCCUGCCCUCCCACCCACUUGUUUUAAAAAAACAUCAGUUUUGGUAAAUUUGAGUGGUGGUGUCGUGGGUGGCCUGGGUCCCCGUGGGUUGCAGCCUGCAUGUGCGCCUGGCAUGCCCGGGUGUUCCUGUAGUGGCUGCACUGUGCUGCCGUAUGUUUAGAUUUAGAUUUUAAACUCUUAACUGCUGUUGACAAGUUGGUUUAAGGGAGAAAAUGUUGGUGUUAAAGCCACCUUCACAAUUGACUGGACUUUUAAUUUUGUUUGUUUUCUUCCCCAUAAACCACAGUUUUUAUAUUUCUACCAGAAAAGUAAUGUUUUUUAAAAGUGUUGUUUUUCUAAUUUGUAACUCCUAGGGUUUAUUUUUGUGCCAGACACAUUCCGCCUUCUCAGUAUUGCAGGACAGACAGAUGUAUUUUGAACACAAAUGGCUGUAAAUAUUUCUCUUCUCAGUGCUCUGUACAAUAAAUACUGUUUAUAAAAGUGUUAGGUUGAUGUUAUAAAUGAUGCCUUGUAAGAUUUAUGUGAUCAUAUGUUUAAAAAGUUGUAUUUUAGAUACAAUGCCUGAAACCA